Molecule: messenger RNA, 1500 nt
Organism: Striga asiatica
Lineage: Eukaryota; Viridiplantae; Streptophyta; Magnoliopsida; Lamiales; Orobanchaceae
Source: the annotation of a GenBank genome assembly
AUGGUGGGAUCGGGUAAAGUUGAGGACUUGAUGACGGAUAAGGUAUGGGGUUACGCGAUGCCCUUACGCAUUAGUGGUCAAUUGAGGUCGGACUUGGAAAGGUCUGCUUCUAAGUGCGAGCUUUUCGUUGGGAAUGAUUACUGCCCGGUGUUUGGCCGGAUCCAGGAGCCAUGUCAGGACGAGACAUCACCAUUCCUGCAUUCGGCAUUCUUGAGUUCGAACCGGAUCUCAUGGAGUAGCAAGAUGAGCUUGGCAGAGCUACAAGGACUAAGGCAGGGGCUAGAGUUGGUUACUCUGACUUAUGGCAAGUCCCAUCUUCUUAAGGCUAAGCAGAUUGAUCUGAACUGGAACCCCUGCUUUUUAACAACAACUCUCAUAACCUUGUCGACUCUUCCGAUCCCUCGAUCGCGUAGCUACGCUCAAGUAGAAGCCAAGGAAGGACUAUCACCGGAUUCAUUCAAAAGGGGGUCUACCCUUGGAUGCACUGAGAAAGCUUUUACACUACGAGAUUUCGGCUUGGACCGACUGAAGAGCUUAGUGCCUCCAGUCUUUCACAGCCAGCACUCUCAGCAUGUUGAAGUGAAGGCGACCGGGCUAAACAGCUUGAUCAAUGGACAUGUCGAUCACCUAAAAGCUCUAUCGAUUACCAACUUCACUCCGAUGGUCGAGAUAUCAGAUUUACUAAUCCGGAGAUCUGAAAAGGACCGGUUGGGUAAACCGAAAUAUCGGUCAUUUCAGUUCGAUUUUGACCGAAUGAACAGCCCUACUUACAAGAAUAAUAUAAACAAAGAAAGGGGAAGGAAAUUGGGGAAUAAAGGGAAAUUGGGGAAGGAAAUUGGACGGAGAAGAAAAUGGGGAAAAAGGGUGAAUGAAAUUGAGCAAGGAAACUGGGGAACAAAGGGGAAGAAAAUUAGAAAAGAAUGUGGAGAGUGGGGAAGAAAGGGGAUGGAUGAACGGGGAAGAUGGAAAGAAAUUAAGGAAGAAAUUGGAGGAGGGAAGAUAGCUACCCUUUUUCUCUCUCAUACAUUCACCCACAAAAAGACUAGAGAGAGAGGCUCUUACACACAGAGAGACGCACAUAAGCAACAAGCGAGAAAAGUUUCACCGGAGCAGAAGAAUUUGGAUCUCGAAAUCAGCUCGACCUACCGAUCUAUGGCCGUAAUUUGGAAAAUUCUGCUGGGUCUCGUCGCGGUCGCGUCCCUUUUAGCCUCCCAGGCGUCGGCCGGCGGCGACCGCGAGGCGGCGGUCGGGUUGCCGGCGAUAUCCGGCUGCAGGGGAACCGUCGGCGAGUGCCUCGAGGACGAGGACGAGGAGUUCGCGUUGGAAUCGGAGUCGACUCGGCGCAUCCUGACCAGCAGGCGGUACAUCAGCUACGGCGCGCUGCAGAGGAACAGCGUCCCCUGCUCGCGGCGCGGCGCGUCGUACUACAACUGCCGGCCGGGGGCGCAGGCCAACCCCUACCGCCGAAGCUGCAGCGCCAUCACUCGGUGCAGGAGCUGA